Molecule: messenger RNA, 3141 nt
Organism: Hansenula ciferrii
Lineage: Eukaryota; Fungi; Ascomycota; Saccharomycetes; Phaffomycetales; Wickerhamomycetaceae
Gene: RTC1
Product: Rtc1p
Exons: 1
Coding region: 1-3141 (1046 amino acids)
Biological process (GO): positive regulation of TOR signaling
Molecular function (GO): protein binding
Source: RefSeq, a predicted model, not a curated record
AUGUCAUAUGAUAAUAGAUAUGGUUCAAGUGAAGGAAGCAGCGGUCAGUAUGGCUCUUCAUUGAGACCAUCAAACACUUUGGCACGUCUAGCUUUUAACAUUUAUGGUAAUUCAGGCUCAACUUCUCAAUCAUCAAUAUCUCCAAGUAGGGUUCCAACUCCAUUUACUGCUUCUUCAUUAAGGCAAUCACCUCCAUCAUUCACUCCAUUACAUGACCCAGCUAGUUUAGAUGAUACAAAUGCUCAAGUAAAAUAUAAAGCAAAUCAAGAAUUAACAAGUUUAUCAAUGUUACAUGAUUCUUCAGAUUCUGUUGUUGUUACUGGUAAAAAUUUAUUACAAAUUCUCAAAAUUGAUAAUUCUGGUAUCUCACCUAUAAAUGAUUUAUUAUCAAAUACUUAUUAUAUGAAGAAUAAAAAAGUGAUUGGUUCCAUAUUAGAUGUUGAUGCUGGUUAUCAAAAUUAUAGUAAAUAUAUUGCAACUUCUACCACAACUGGUUCAAUUUUCAUAUUUAAUAGUGCUAUACAAUCCCAAAACAAUAAAAUGGUAUUGAAAUACAAUGAUCAUACAAGAGCUGUUAAUAAAAUAUCUUUCAGUCCAUUAGAUUCACAUUUAUUAAUAUCUGGUUCACAAGAUGGUGCAAUGAAACUUUGGGAUUUAAGAUCAAAUAAAUCAAAACCUGUAUUUACAAUGCAUGGUAAUUCAGAUGCCGUAAGAUCAUUAAGAUUUUCACCUUUCCAUAAUAAGAAAAUUUGUGCAAUUUUUGAUUCUGGUGUUAUACAAAAAUGGGAUUUAAGAGUACCCAAUCAAUUUGAAAGAAAAUUUAAUGCCCAUACAGGUCCUGGAUUAUCAUUAGAUUGGCAUCCUGAAUUAGAUUAUGUUGUUAGUGGUGGUAGAGAUAAACAAAUUCAAGUUUGGAAUAUGAAUAAUAAUGAUGCUAGACAAAUUCCUGAACAUGUGAUUUAUACAGCUGCACCAAUUAAUAAAGUUAGAUUUAGACCAAAUUCUCAAGGAAUUACAAAUAUAAUGAAUGCUGAAAUUGCAACAAGUUUCUUAACAAAUGAAUUAAGUACACAGGUUUAUUCAUUGAAAAGAAAAUAUAUUCCCGAAUAUGAUGUUGAAUCACAUUCUUCUCAAAUUACAGGGUUAGCUUUUAAAGAUGAAAGAACAAUGUUAACUUGUUCCAAAGAUAGUUAUUUAAUUAAAGAAGAUUUGAAUUCAUAUUAUCAUCCAAUUGAUAAUUUACAUAUUAAUGCAACUUCAUGGUCUGUUACUAAUGAUUUAAUUUUUUUAGAUCAAGAAAUUGCACCAAUUAAUGAAAUUGAACCAAUUGAUUUCCCUGCACAGCAACAACAACAACAACAAUCUUCAACAUCUAAUAGUUUUAAUCCAAUGACUUCAUUAAUGUCAACUUCGCCAAAUUCCCCAAUCAAUUCAUCAUUGAAUACAGCAAUUAAUAGUCCAUCUGUUUCUUCAUUCCCAGAACAUUCACCAAGACCUGGUAUGUCAAGAACUUCAAGUGCAUUUAGACCAAAUAUACCAAGAAUGACAUCUCAGGGGAGUCAAGGACAUCGUCAUCAAAAUCAAAUUUUUACAAAUCCUUAUGUUGUACCUGUUUCAUUAUCAAUUUUUAAAUCAGAAGAAACUUUAAAUUAUUUAGCAUCAAAUUAUAAAAUUGAUCCAUCAGAAGACUUAAUUGAAAAUUGUCAAUUAAAUUCCAUAAUUGCUAAUGAAGCUGGAUGCUUAAGAGAUUCUCAAACUUGGAAAAUUAUAAAAGAAUCAUUAAUAUGGGAACAAAAUUUAGAAAGAGAGCUAAAAUAUGAAUUAGAAAAUGAUACUACGAUAAAUCAAGAGCUUACACAUAACUUAAAUGAUAAUGAAAGCUACAAUUCGGAUAUAAAUAAAGAUUAUCAAUAUAGUACAUCAAAUUCUACAAUAAAUUAUGGGAAAUCGCCAUCUCUCAGUGAUUUAAGUGAAUUUAAUAAUUCAUUAAAUUCUAAAGAAAUGUCAUAUAAAUCAAAAGAUGAUUUAAAAAUCACUAAAUUGAAAAAUGAUAAUUUUGAUCAAAUUCAAGAAAAUAUAAAUGAAGAUUAUGAAAAUGAAACUACUUUAGAUGAAAAAGAUAAAGAAAAAACAUUAACAAAAGAAGAUUUAUUAAAAUGGGAUGAUUUACCUGCAAAACCAAAUCAAGAACCAUCAAAAGAACAACGUGAUUCAUUAAAACUAUCCGAAUUAAAUAAUAAUGAUAAUCAAGAUGCAGAAUCAUCAUCUGCAUUGGAAUUUGUUGAAACUUCAAAUUCAACAACUAAUCCAAUAUCAUUACCAUUAUCUAAAAGAAAACCAAGAAAUUCUAUAAUGGAAUCAUUAUUACCAUCUGGGGAUUCUCCUGAAUCAAAUCAUAAUAGAUUUGGUAAAUCAUCAUCUCCAUCAUAUUCAAUUACAUCAUCAUUAUCAGCUAUAUCAAAUAAAGCUUUAGAUUCUAAUAAUAAUAUUAUAAAAUCUAAAUUAUCAUCAGGAUUAUUAAAUAAAAAAUCAAAUUUUAAUAAAUUAAUUAAACAAGAAAGUCAUAAAUCAGAAUUAACAAGACAAUUUACUAAUCAAAAACAAAAUGAAUUAGAUAUUACAUUACCACCUUAUGCACCUAAAAAAUUGAUUAAAAAGGCAAUUGAUUUCAGUUUAGACCAGGGAGAUUUAAUAAUGGGAUGUACAAUGUUGAUAAUGUUUAAUGAACGUUAUAAACUUUUUAAAGAUCAAUCAAUAAAAGAAAUUUUACAUACAUAUAUUGAAUAUUUACAAAAAUUACAAUUCUUCAUGACAAUAACUAAGAUAAUAUCCAUAUCGAAAUAUUCAAAAUUUAAAGAAAUGUCAUUAAAUUCCACCACAAUAAGAAGAUUUUGUUCAAAUUGUAAUAAAUUAAUUAUAAAUGAAAACCUAAAGGAAAAGCAUUUGAAAUCUCCAAAGGAAAUUGAAUUUGGUACUUGGUAUUGUGAAAAUUGUAAAUCAAGAACUCUUUGUUCUUAUUGUAAUGAACCUAUAAAAGGUUUAACAAUUUUUAAAUUAUCUUGUGGUCAUACUGGACAUUUUGGAUGUUUUGAAAAAUGGAUGAUUGAUGAAGAAAUGAAUGAAUGUCCUGCAGGUUGUUAA